AUGCCACCCAAAGUCGGAUCCAAAGGCGCCAAGAAAGCAGUCACCAAGGCCAAGACACCGAGGAGCACAGACAAGAAAAGGAGGAAGAGGAGGAGGGAAUCUUAUGCCAUUUACAUCUACAAAGUCCUAAAGCAGGUGCACCCUGACACUGGUGUUUCCAGCAAGGCCAUGAGCAUAAUGAACUCCUUCGUCAACGAUAUCUUUGAGAGAAUCGCUGCCGAAGCCUCUCGUUUGGCCCACUACAACAAGCGAUCUACAAUCACAAGCAGAGAGGUCCAGACUGCUGUCCGUCUCCUUCUGCCCGGUGAACUGGCCAAGCACGCCGUAUCUGAGGGCACCAAAGCCGUCACCAAGUACACCAGCAGCAAAUAA
Saccostrea echinata is the source of this 372-nucleotide messenger RNA. Its product is annotated as histone H2B-like. Gene Ontology annotation, cellular component: nucleosome. Lineage: Eukaryota; Metazoa; Mollusca; Bivalvia; Ostreida; Ostreidae. The record is from RefSeq and is a predicted model, not a curated record. Gene Ontology annotation, molecular function: DNA binding; structural constituent of chromatin; protein heterodimerization activity. The transcript has a single exon. Bases 1 to 372 code for a protein of 123 amino acids.